Molecule: messenger RNA, 459 nt
Organism: Dichomitus squalens LYAD-421 SS1
Lineage: Eukaryota; Fungi; Basidiomycota; Agaricomycetes; Polyporales; Polyporaceae
Exons: 2
Coding region: 1-459 (152 amino acids)
Source: RefSeq, a predicted model, not a curated record
AUGCCCAGCCUCGCCCCUAUUACCCAAGCUCUUCCGGAACCCGUCUCUCCAGGCUAUGAGUGGGUGCCAUCUCAGACCAUGGAGCAAGAAGAGCAAAGUCCAGCCGAACCGAGCCUUUCGGAGGUCACCCUCGUCGAGGUGACGCUCCUCGGCGACCUCGUGCGCAUCCUCAGCGAGACGACGGCGCACCAGCGCGCACUCGCUGAACAAGAAAGGCUCGCGAACGCGCAUCGCGCGGCCCUCAUAAAGGUGCAGAGGGAAGCUGCAAAGCAUCACGCGGCGCUGGCGGAGCAGCAGAGGAUAGCGAAUGCGGUUGCGAUCCGAAGCGAGCUGCGCAUGUAUAACAGCUCGGCAUCGCAUUGGCAGGCCCUGCCUCUGCUGGACGGGGAGCCCUUGCCCGCCGACGUGGAUUUUCCAAGAGACUUCUGGCACCUCAAGAGGAUGGAGGGUGGGGCAUAA